AUGGCGGCAAAUACUGAACACGGUAAGUGUUGAUUUUUCUCAUUUUAUUUAAUAAAUAUUCAUGAAUGCCUUUUUAAUAUUCAUCACAAAUGAAGCUUUUUUGGUCUUGUAUUGUACUUCUCUUGGAGCAAGAUAUAAAAUAACGGAAUAUAUAAACAUUUAUUUGUCAAGAUGUGGAGCCAGAGGAAUAUGUUGUCAUUUGUCAUGAAGGGAAGGAGGUAGAAUUGGAGCUUGAAGACGAUCAGUCACUGUUGUUUAGUACUCUAAAAUCUCAAUGGUUGACGGCUACUGGACUAUUCUACAGGCCGAAUGAAGAUAUAAACAAUCGUUCGAGGGGCAUUAAGAUGACUGGCGAGAAAUUUUUACCACCAAAACAUGGCUGGGGAAAUAGAAUAUACCAUGUUGUCACAAGUGAUACAACCACUACAG
This is a messenger RNA of Paramuricea clavata, 429 nucleotides long. The record is from the annotation of a GenBank genome assembly. Lineage: Eukaryota; Metazoa; Cnidaria; Anthozoa; Malacalcyonacea; Plexauridae.